Molecule: messenger RNA, 2620 nt
Organism: Rhineura floridana
Lineage: Eukaryota; Metazoa; Chordata; Lepidosauria; Squamata; Rhineuridae
Gene: RMDN2
Product: regulator of microtubule dynamics 2
Exons: 11
Coding region: 101-1357 (418 amino acids)
Cellular component (GO): mitotic spindle pole; spindle microtubule; cytoplasm
Molecular function (GO): microtubule binding
Source: RefSeq, a predicted model, not a curated record
UCUUCUCUGAGACGGUUCGGGCGGUGGAGUGCUGGAGGCUGUGGCAGUGAUUUUGAGCCGAGCCGGAGCGUUCGAGGGGGGCUUCCUUGAAGAAAAGGUCAUGUCUUAUUCUGAAAACAAAAGGCUAAUAUUUGGCUUAAUGGCAGGGGCUGCUGGAAUAACCUUGGUCCUCAUUUGGUAUCGCAAGACACAGAAAUGCAGCAAAGCCAUGCAUUUUCCUAAAUUUCCAAAGUCGGAGGACAGUUUUGAUUUGGUAGAUUUUCCAUAUGAAACUCAUAAUGGACAAGGGACUGUGAUGCUAUUACAAGGAAGACAGCUUCAGAUACUGGAGAAAUUGAAUGGUUUACUGGUAAGUGUGGAAGAACUUAAAAGAGAGGUGACAUUUCUGAAAGAAGCAAUUCCAAAAUUAGAAGAACUUGUUCGGGAUGAACUUCAAGGGAAUACAGAUUCUCGCAGGGCCAGCCCUUUACACAGAACAACAAAGAAGAGGAAGACUGAAACUGGCCGAGGUGUGUCAGAUACCAACAGUUCUGAAGAGGCAGAAAGUGAAGGCGGUUACAUUACAGCUCAUACUGAUACUGAAGGAGACUCUGAGGAAGAAAAAGGAUGGAUCAGGUCUUCCACAUCUGCUUUGGCACCUGAAGAGAAAAUAGAAUUAUUUAAUCUUCUACAGGAGGUGGACAGAUUACAUUGUGGUUCGGACAUCGAGAAAAGAGAGGGCUUCAAAGUGUUGUUUGACAAUGAGGAAAAGUACAGAAACCAUACUGGCUUUCUUUGGAGGCUUGCCCGAGCAUAUGGGGACAUGUUUGUGAUAACCACAGAGGCUGAAGAAAAAAAGAACUAUGCUUCUGAAGGAAAGCUUGUUGGUGAGAAUGCUAUAACUUUGGAUCCAUUAAGUGCUGAGAGUCACCAGUGGUUUGCAAUGAUGUGUGGCUACAUGUCUCAGUUUGAAAGUAUACAGAACAAAAUCAGGAAUGGAUACCUCUUUAAGGAGCAUCUAGACAAAGCAAUUGUGCUUAAGCCUCAGGAUCCCUUUUUAUAUUACCUAACUGGAAGAUGGUGUUAUGAAGUGGCUCAGUUGUCUUGGAUUGAAAAAAAAGUAGCUGCUGCUCUUUUUGGGACUCCGCCAGCUUCAACAAUCGAUGAAGCUUUGCAGAAUUUUCUUAAGGCUGAAGAAAUACAUCCUGGAUAUUCAAAAUACAAUUAUGUCUAUUUGGCAAAGUGCUACAAAGAUCUUGGCCAAAGGAGCAAUGCCCUGAAAUGUUGUGAAACUGCAUUGUCAAUGCUGUCGGUCACCAAAGAGGAUAAAGAGGCUGAUAAAGAUUUAGAAACUUUACUUCCGUUGCUGAAAUUGUGAAACAAACAGGAAGAGGCAUUUUUAAUUAUGGUUUGACCAACACUGUGCAAGGAUGCAGGGAACCCAAGUCCCAGUUCUGAAAGCACAUGUGGAUUUUGAUGAGUUCAAUGAGAUUUAUAGCCACAUUAGGGUUAGAAUUUGAGGAGUAGGGGUGGAGAGAGAAUUCCAAGAGAUCAUAUCCAGUGAGCCUUUAAACUACUGGAAAGCACUUCCACUUGCACAAGGUGAUGCAUCCAAUUCCCCACUUUCCUUCUGUAACCCUCUCUGCCAUAUCCCAUACCAUUCCAGAUAGUUCCCAACUCUCAGGAGCAGCUUUUGAGGGGUGGGAGGUAUGGAGGUCUGCAGUGGAUAGGCGGGAUAGGCAAAAAGCAGGUGCCUCCCUUAUGCAAGCAGACGCUCUUUCCAUUAUUACUACAAAGCAACCACUGGGUACAACUCAGUGAAGGGCAUUUCUAUAUGAAAAGUGAAAUCCCAGUGGAAAGUGAUGGAACUGACUUGUCUAAACCCACAACUCACAAAUAAGUUACUUCAAGCCCACUAACACGUGGCUGUUGCUCAUAUGCUAAAUAUGAAUGCCUUGAAUACCAAUCCAAACUCCCAUUCAGAUGGGUUUGUUGAGGCAUGCAAACACUCCAAUUGUCUUUGUGGUGGUGGGGUCACAUUGAAGACUCUGGAGUGACUGGACAAGCAACAUUAAAGCAUCUGCCAUAUGCCUCAGGCACUGACCCUUUGACUGGGUUGAAGAAAGUGCAGCUAACUCAAACUGUUUUUCUCCUUGGCAGCGUGUACUCAUAGGCUGCCUGUAGCAGAAAACUUCUCAUUCCUUUUAUUGAUUAAUCUGCAACUAAGAAGCUGUGAAUUGGGAUCCUUAGAUGAAUCAUGCCAAGGAAAUUAGAACAUGGAAAUCAUGCGUUUGUCUUUUUAAAAAUCCGUAGUGACUGUUUAAUUUUUAAGUCUUUGCUGGGAAUAUCCAGGCAUAAAAUCCACUGCUGGCAAUGGGUAUCUUGGUACUUGCUGAAUGAUAGUCAUUAAUUGUAUUAAGAGUGAUUAUUACCUGCAGAAACAUGGAAAGCUUCUUGAUGUGUGUGUUCCUUUACUUUUUCUCUUGGGAAGUAUAUAAGUUGUGGGAAAAUUGCUCCCCUUGGCUGCUAUUUUAAUCUCUGGAUCAUAAAUAAAAAUGCAAUAGAGACUGUAUAAAUCAUGUAUUUAUAUUACGCUGCUUGAAGCAUCUGAAAUUGAAAUAUUAAAUGAGAUUUGAUGGAA